This is a messenger RNA of Oryza sativa Japonica Group (Japanese rice), 1267 nucleotides long. RefSeq names its product protein REVEILLE 8. Lineage: Eukaryota; Viridiplantae; Streptophyta; Magnoliopsida; Poales; Poaceae. The record is from RefSeq and is a predicted model, not a curated record. Gene Ontology annotation, molecular function: DNA binding.
GGGACUGGAGUUGUGUUGAUGGAUAGGAACACGAACAACAACAGCAACAGCAGCAGCAGCAGCGAGAUGCCGGGGAAGAAGGCCAGGAAGCCGUACACCAUCACGAAGCCACGGGAGAGAUGGAGCGAGGAGGAGCACGAGAGGUUCCUCGACGCGCUCAUCAUGUACGGCCGCGACUGGAAGAAGAUCGAGGAGCACGUCGGCACCAAGACCACCAUACAGAUCCGCAGCCACGCGCAGAAGUACUUCCUCAAGGUGCAGAAGAUGGGGCUCGCCGCCGGGCUGCCGCCGCAGUACCCGAGGCGGAGGCUCGUCAUGCAGCAGCAGCAGCAGCAGAGCUCGCCGGCGGUGAGCAGCUCGGUGGCGGCGACGGCGAUCCUCCACGGGCAGCCGCAGUGCUUGCCGCCGCAUCACAACGUCGCUGUUCAGAGCUCCAUCGGUUGGGAGUGUCCCGGAGUUCUUCCUCCUGCAACCAAUGACAUGCAGAACUUGGAAUGGGCAAGUACUUCAGGCACUGCAGCCUGGGGGAACCAUCACGGCCUGAUUGAACCACCAGCAGCAUUUGUUUCAUUUCCUGGUGAAAGUUCAUUCAUGGGGGCAGCAAGUUUCAGUAAUACGAGCAUGGACUGGACUGGCACCACAAGUGAAAUGGCAACAGCCAGCAUUGUGCAGGAUGAAACGAUCGAGCUUCCACUAUCACCUGAUGAUCUGCAAUUUGCACAAGUAUACAGGUUCAUCGGCGACAUUUUCGAUCCAGACUCGCCGUGUCCAGUGGAAACACACCUUCAGAAACUGAAGAGCAUGGAUGAUAUCAUCGUGAAGACGAUACUGUUGGUGCUAAGAAAUCUCGAAGACAACCUGUUAUCCCCUCAGUUUGAGCCUAUUAGAAGGUUGCUGUCGACGUAUGAUCCGAACCGAGGACUGUCUGGCCAUUUGUAGAGUUUAUAGCCUGGAAACUGCAACUAACACACGGAUAGGAAGUUCAAGUGUACCUGUAUCUGUAUGUCUGAAGAAUUGAUUAGAAGCUGGAAACAAAAUAUGUCCGACCAGAGUUUUGCCUGGUUGACAUAUAUAGCCUUAUGAUUCUUUGAAGAGCUAGACAUAGAUCGAUGAUUGUUUGUAAAGGGCCUACUUGGAACAUGUUCAGAGUCUCAAAUACUAUAGUUUUUUUUUUCAUUUCGCCGAUUGGUUGUAACAUAAAAACUGUCCAGGACAUUAUUUGAUUCUAUUUAUUAUCUAAAAAAAUAUAUUUGAUUCUAUUUGGCAA